CUGGAGUAACAUUAGAGAAUCACUAUCAUGUUCUUUAUUAAUUAAUAAAAUCUUAUGUGUUUAUACCAGGGGUCAUUUGCUAGAAAGCCGGAUAGCUUAAUCCUAGGCUGACGGAAAACGUCAAAGCUAUCUUCUCCACAGAUUGUUUGUAGACAUGAAAAUAUUUUUCCAGGAAUCUUGUCUGGAUCAAUAAAUAUUUUAUUUUCUAAAGGUUUGAAACCAAAUGAACAACUGGCCCCAGGUCUUUUAAGUCUUGGUAAUAAUAUGUGCCUGAUCAUUUAAAUAAAAAAACACUUUUUGGUAAAUUAUACAGUAUAUUGGGUCAUUCCAGAAAACAUCCAUACCACCCCCCACAGAGGAAAUAGGAAGUUAACGCCCCUACCCCCUUCGGAUGUCCUAAUACAUUUACUAUUAUCCGAAACAAUUUUUUCUCCCCUCCCCCUCUGGAUGGCAAAAAUUUCCUCCGCGGGGGGAGUAUGGAUCUUUUCUUGAACGACCCAUUAGGCUGCUCUGACGUAGUUGGAAUGUUUUUACUAUUGCAGGAAAAUGGUGAAAAACCAGACAGCAUGACACAUAAAGAUGCCAUGAUGUUUCCACUUGUUGCAAGUUGUGCCCUGUUAGGACUUUACAUUGUUUUUAAGGUAUCAUUGAAUAUCUUUAUAUGACAUAUUUAUCUUUUAGUUAGUUAAAAUAUUUCUAUUCUUGGGUUUCAAUCGGGGGCAGUCAAGCCAGUCAUUGAACUGAUGUCAACUAAAACAACAAAGAAACAAAAUGGCUGUCAAUGCAUCCUAUGUAAAUGAGUUCUCCGACUAUUAUCUAAGCUAGUAUAAAUUAUCUAAGAGCGACGAGCGGUCCUUUACCCUUGACACAGACCCUUGAACCCCAUAUGAAACCCAAGAAUUAAUUGAAGUUGUUUGUAAUAAGAUAUCAGAAAUCAAUAUGAUAAUUAAGUGUUAACCCAAUGUGCCCUGGUGCAACCUGUUUUUAAUUGUUACUUUAUACUCUCACUGUCUACACAAUGUUUGUGGAUAAUAACAUAUCACACAGUUUAUUACACAAAUUAUACAGUUAAGUUUUAAACAUAUAUAUGCUGAACAUUGUAUCUUACUUUUUUACAGCUUUUUAACAAAGAGUAUUUAAAUCUUCUAUUGGCUCUAUAUUUCUUUGUCUUGGGUGUUUUAGCCUUAACACAUUUGUUAAAGUAAGUAUUAGAUUACUUGUUAUAAGUUCUUUGUAACUUGCUUGGCAUUUAUAAAAAUGUAAAUUAUAGUUUGUUUUGUACACAUGGUAACCAUUGCAUUUAUUUAACCAUAUAUAAAGGCUAGUUGUUGGACUGGUUGUUUGAAAACCAAUAAGCUGGAUUAGUGUUUUUAUUGAGGCCCACCAAGGGUGCAACCUAGGUAGCUUGUCACUAAUUUUGUAGCUGCUUUGUCGCUUGUUUUAUUGUAAUAAAUAUUGCUGUCACUUCUGAUCCAUAACACAAAUCGCAGUUUGUCGCUUUUCCCAGUCAGAAGCUGUCGUUUGUCGCGCUUUUUUAGAUAGUCUGUCGCCUGUUUUUAAGGAAUGUUGCCUGUCGGUCAUAACCCCUUGGUGGGCCUCUUUAUUCCAAAACGUCAGAGACGAAAACUCCUACUGAUCCAGACAAGAUUUCUAAAGAAAUAUUUCCAAAUUUAUAAACAAGCUGUUUGCUUUGAAUUUUAGGUUAACCUAGGUUAAGCUUAUUGGUUUUUCAACAACCACUCCAUAGUGCAAACCAAAUAAUAAAAUCAGUGCAAAUAAAAUUGUACUUUGGUGCUUAAUUAUUGGUCAAACUAAUUUCCAAGUACUGGCUGCUAAGCUUAUGAAAAUUUAGUACAAAAUAAUUUAAAAACACAAUGGCAUCAGAAUUAUCUACCAUUUAAUUAAAUAUUUGAAAUUAUCUCUCUCUGUCAGACCUAAUGUGGCACCACUACUAUCAACAUUUGUUCCCAAUGUACCAUACAAGUUGACCUGCACUGAAGGCACUGGAGACAAGAAAACUGGUAAUAGAUCGUUGGAUGUUUUCAUUUGCUUUUUUACAGUUGAACUCUCAUUAUAAACACCUACUUAUAAUCACCUCUCUAAAACAAAGUUUUGUGCAAUUUUGUGCACACCUCUUUAAAAUCAGACACCUCUCUAAUACAGACAUCUCUCUAAUACAGACACCUCUCUAACACAGACAUCUUUCUAAUACAGACAUUUUUUUUCUUCUUUUUUAUUAUUAAAUCAUUAUUAUUAAAUUCAGUAAUACAGACAUCUCUCUCAUACAAGCACCUCUCUAAUACAAGCACCUCUCUAAUAUGAACACCUCUCUAAUAUGGACACCCCUCUAAUAUGGACACCUCUCUAAUAUGGACACCUCUCUAAUACAGACACCUCUCUAAUAUGGACACCUCUCUAAUACAGACAUCUCUUUAAUAUGGACACCUCUCUAAUACAGACACCUCUCUAAUAUGGGCAUCUCUCUAAUAUGGACACCUCUCUAAUAUGAACACCUCUCUAAUAUGAACACCUCUCUAAUAUGAACACCUCUCUAAUAUGAACACCUCUCUAAUAUGAACACCUCUCUAAUAUGAACACCUCUCUAAUAUGAACACCUCUCUAUAUGAGCACCUCCCUAAUACAGACACCUUUCAAAUACAGACGCCUCUCUAAUACAGACGCCUCUCUAAUACAGACAUCUCUAUAAUAUGGACACCUCUCUAAUAUGAACACCUCUCUAAUAUGAACACCUCUCUAAUAUGAACAUCUCUCUAUAUGAACACCUCCCUAAUACAGACACCUCUCUAAUACAGACACCUCUCUAAUACAGACAUCUCUAUAAUAUGGACACCUCUCUAAUAUGGACACCUCCCUAAUACAGACAUCUCUCUGAUAUAGACACCUCUCUAAUAUGAACACCUCUCUCCAAUACAGGCAUCUCUCUGAUACAGACACCUCUCUAAUAAAGAUACCUCUCUAAUAUGGACAUCUCACUGAUACAAACACAUCUCUUAUAUGAACACCUUAAGUUUCUAAUAUGGACACCUCUCUAAUACAGACUCCUCACUCAUACAGCCACAACUCUAAUUCACACACCUCUCUAAUAUACACACCUCUAGCUGUAUUACAGAAUAUUCCAUAUCCGGCUAGAUUGUUACUAUUAUAAACCAGCCAGAUAAUUUGUUUUUCCUGAAGUGUACUAAAUUUCCAUUAAUUGAAAGAUAAUAAAUAAUAAAAAAUAGACGUCAAUACAACAAAACGACAAUCUGAUUUAUUUACUAUUUAAUUAAAUGUUGGUUAUAGAAAUAAUGGACUAUGAAUUUGAUUGUAUUGAUCUUAUAUGUGUUUCUGUCUCAACUAUAUUUGGAAUUUGGUACCUUGUUAAGAAGGUACGUGUAGUUCUGAUGUAAUUUUUACUAAAGCUGUAUAAUAUUAUAAAUUCAAUUGUUUAUUUUUUAUCAAUCUUCUUGGUGUAAGUUGAUUUGGUGUGUUUAAUUUCAGCACUGGAUUGCCAACAAUGUGCUAGGGUUGGCUUUUGCUGUCAAUGGCGUAGAACUCCUUCAACUAAACAGGUACGUGAUUUAGACGCAGAAUGACCCCAUGCGAACUGGGUAAUUUAAUUAUCUGUACUGUCAUUUUUUAGUGUGAUAACUGGAUGUAUAUUACUUGGUGGUUUAUUUAUUUAUGAUAUUUUUUGGGUAAGUCUCUAUAUAUAAAGAUUAUAAUUUGCUUAGACCCCUUUUAGAUAAGAAUCUGCUCAGGCUAGAAUUUCAAAUCAGAUUAUUAUAUCAAAUUAGAGCUGUGCGGUUAACGGAAAAAUUCGGUUCUUCCGGUACUUUUUUAGCACCGAAACAUUAUACGCAAAAGUACCGGUAGUUUCGGUUUUAAUUUCCCGUUUAACGCCCGCCAAACGCCCACCUGAUUGCAGGUUGAAAUGUUUGGAAAAUAACAAGAUUGUGCUCUGUGCACAAUAUGCACUGUACUAAGUGCUCAAAUAGUUGAUAUUUUAGUUGUGAUAGUUAUUGCAUGUUGUGCUCUUGCUUUAAAUUUUUUUAAAAAGAAAUAUUUUAUGUUCAUAAAUAAAUUCCAAUUGUAUGUUCUUUUAAAUAUUCAGAGAUUUAUAAUACAAACUUACAAAGGCAUAAAAAAUUCAUCUAUUUAGUAAAAAUGGUAGAAACGUACAUAAAUGAGUUCAUACAUUUGUACUGUUCUUCUUUCUUGAAAAUAACCGAAACCGAACCGAACCGAGGUUUUUCUGUUCCAAAAAUCCGGAACUGGAACCGAGAUAAAAUUUUUGGAACCGCACAGCUCUAUAACAAAUAGAGUCAAAAUUAAUUAAGUCAUAAGUUACAAUCAGUGCAUAUAUAGAGUUGGUAUAGUGCAUAUACUGUCAUUUUUUUAUCACAAUAUAUUAUAUAAAUCAUAUAGAACCUAUUUAAUAACCUGUUUACUAGCCUGAUUCUCUGGUAAGCACUAUUGGCUAAUAAUGGUCGGCCAGGUUUCCAAUAUUUACAUUGAUUUGACCAUUCAUGACGGAAAGUUCCCGGUCCCUAUUGUUUUCAAAUUUUCUUCAUGUCUGGUACCAUAAGCGUUUGUUGCCCAUCACGGGAAACCAAGAAAAUGUUUUGUGUUCUUUUUUUCUUGCAUACUUUUUGAACAGUACUUAAUUGAAGUGAAACCUGCGUGUUUUAUCUGAUCGGUCAAAUUGGAUAGAUGAUUGCCACCUGUUAUAAUCCACAGUCUACACUGACUACAAUUUUUUUUUUAGGUAUUUGGUACAGAUGUUAUGGUUACUGUUGCAAAAUCCUUCGAAGCUCCGAUCAAAUGUAAGUUGAGAACUAUGGCGCUAGUUCUUAUUAAAACUGUUGACUUGUACUACUUCUUAAUAACUGGUUGCCAUUAACACUAACUGCCUGAAACUUUUAUUCAGUAAUCUUUCCCAUGGAUAUUUUGGAACGAGGUUUGGCAGCGAAAAAUUUUGCCAUGCUUGGAUUAGGUGAUAUUGUUAUUCCAGGUACACAAAAACUUCUUUGUUUAAUUUAAAUCAUGUUUCUUUAUAAAGUACAUUUGAUUACUGUAGUUACAAUUACAUUUCAUAAAUUUGAUGUAAUUUUUCUUUUCAGGCAUUUUUAUUGCUCUGCUAUUAAGAUUUGACAGAAGGUGAAGUUUUAUCAUGCAUUUUAUAUAUUAAAUUAUAAUUUAACUGUACAUAUUUUACACAAAUAUUAUAAUAAUAUUUCUUUUGUAUUUUCAUUUAAUCUCAGGCAUGUUGGCAAUGAUUCUAAGCGUCCCAUAUAUUUCUACUUGACAAUGGUGGCAUAUUUUCUUGGACUGGUAUUAACAGUUUUAGUAAUGCAUGUUUUCAAGGCGGCACAGCCUGCAUUGCUGUACCUUGUGCCUGCUUGCCUUGGUGCUCCAGUUCUUCUCGCUUUGGUCAAAGGCGAAAUAAAAAAUCUCUUUACGUAAGUAAUUUUAUCACUUUAUGAAAAUGGAUGCGAGAGAAUGAUGACUGAAAACCGCGGGAUCAGUAAAAUUGUCUCAUCUCAGCUUGCCGGAAUGUAGUCGGCCUUUACAAAAUCUUCAUUUGACUGUAUCAAUAUUUCAUUUGACUGUAUCAUAUAAAUCAUAAUACCUUGAAAAUGGCUAUAAAAUGACACACGAUGCAUGUCUUCCAAUCAUAUAAGAUUUUACACAAUCUUUCUUGCAACGGCCAAUAGACAAGAAUUAUAAUUCUAUUUCUAUUUUAUUUAAUCCAGAUAUCAAGACCAUACUGAAGACGCGUUGAAUAAUAAAAAAACCGAUGGCGCGUCCGGUGAAAACACGAGCAAGGAAAACGAAAACAAGGAAAGCGAAAACAAGGAAAAUGAAAACAAGGAAAAUGAAAACAAGGAGUCGGUAGAAAGUGAUGAAACUAAGAAGUCCAUGUAAAUAAUGUAACUUCAAACAUAGAAAAUGAACAUGGUUUUAUAUAGGAAGGCCAUACAGCGUACUUCAAAGCUGUACAGUGGGUUUUUCGAUCAACUUCGAAUGUAUUGACAGCUACACAUGAGAGUGUGAAAAUGAUAUAGGUAAAUAUCAAGAUUUUGUUGGCAUCCCACUCGAUUCAAUAGUUGAAAGGCUGUAAUUGUUGAUGGAAGAUAGGGAGCUUCAGCAUGUAGGACGGCAACACGACGACGACGGCCAAAACAAGUUCCUUCAAAUAAAUGAUAGUAAAGAAAACUUGUCGUAUAUUAUAAUUUGUAUGAAUUUAAUACAGUAUAAGAAGUUGAAAAUAUUGGCUUUAAGUAGUAUUUAAAACACGAGAAGGAGUGUUUUAUCAUAUUUAGUUUUAGAUAUGAUAAAACGCGCGUUCGAGUGUUUUGAAUAGCUUAAAAUACGACUACAAAAGAAUACUAAUUAAGAUGAACAAUUAUAUAAUCAUACUAAUUAGGAUGAACAAUUAUAUAAAGAAUACUAUAAUGAAGAUGAGUUUUAUCAAAAUAUAAAGUCACUCCACGUGACAUUUUAUGGCUGACAUGAUUUGCCACAAGGUUUAUGAAUUUUUAAUGAUAUUUCAAGUUUGGGAAGAGUUGCACUGAACCACAUUUUAAGUUGCACUUGUUACGGCUUGAAAUGCAGGCGUUGUAUAAAAGCGUGAAAAUCUGUGAUUUGCCGUUGUAAACAGAGCGACGACUACGUAUGAAACUCCCCUGGGACUUUAAUUAUUUAUUUCUUUUCAUUGACUCAUUGUAUUAGUUGCCGUCGUCGUCCUGUUGCCGUCCUACAUGCUUAAGCUCCCUAUUGCACCCUUCGCACCCUCCAACAACACAGCAACUUCAAGCGUGUUGGCACGUAAUAUAUGGGAGUGAGAAAACGAUGCCAAAUGUUUCCGUUGCAAGGUCAAUAAAUAUUGUGAACAAUUUAAUCCCUCUCAAUUCUAUUUAUUAGAGACCUUACGAUUUUAGGACGGCAACGCGACGGCAACGGCUACCAAUACAAUAGAUCAUUGAAAAGAAUUGAGUAAUUACAAUAAAUGAAUAAUUUAGACAUUGUCCUCGCUCUGUUUACAACGCCAAAUCACAUAUUUUCACGUGUUGAUACAACGGCUGCAUUCCAAGCCACAACAAGUGCAACUUCAAACUGGGUUUAGCAGAACUCUUCCCCGAACCAUAAAACCCAUGUCUUCAACUUCUAAGACUGUAUUAAAUUCAUACGAUUGAUAAUAUACGACGAACUAUCGACUACCAUUUAUUUGAAGGAGUUUGUUUUGGCCGUCGCGGUUGCCGUCCUAAAAUCGUAAGGUCUCUAUUUACCCCCAUGCGGUACUUAUACCUUCAUUAAAUGAAAAGAAUGUUAAUUCUAUUAGAUAUAGAAUAUAUUAUGUGUUUAAAGAUUUGAAUCCAGGAAUAAUAUAUCUAAUACGCCCUUUUGAUAAUUACGUCAUUUGGCCUGGGAGCCUCGCUCUCAUGAACCGUGAGCCAAUCAUCUUGCGUACUUUACUAAUGAGAGCGAGGCUCCAGGACCAAAAAGUAUGUGUGACGUAAUUGUCGAAAGGGUGUAUUGUGAAAGUUCUCCGGAUUGCUUAAUGAAACGUAUCUAUACGACUUUUCCACUUUCCAAACCAUGUUUAUUUUCUAUAUUAACUUCAAAACUAUAGAUGUAUUAUCUUAUAAGGAAAAUGUAUUUUAGUCAAUAUUGCGCCUGGUUAUGUUGGGCUUUACUUUGGAAUUUAGAAAUAUUUGCUAUUGAAUUAUUUGUUAGCUCAGUGAGAUUGGAAUUCGUCUAUUCGUCUGAAUGUAUUUUGUCACGAGAGAGAGGAAUCGAAUGGAAUCCCAGAAACGCUCGUAAAUAUGUCCUAUUUACCUUCUAUGCAAUUUCCAUCACUGUCCGUCCUGUUUGGCACAUCAAAAAACGUUAUAGACUUUUGCAUGAAAAUUUCAGCGAUUUUUACUGUAUUUCUUUCGAAUAUUACAAAGUGUUUUCCAGAUAUCAAGAAAAUUAAGGUCUAUUAGUAUUCACUUACUAUUUAUAUGAAGAUGCUAUCAGUUCAAAUUCAAUUAUAAAGCGUUCAUUUUGUUGUUUUGCAACUACUAUUAUAAUAUCAUUUCAGUUAUAAAGCGUUCUUUUAGUUGUUUUGCAACUUGGCCUUUCUAUUUCCAUACAAAAAAAAAUACACUUCCAUAUGGGAUGUUCCGUUGUUGUUAUGAUCAGUAUAAUCAUAAAGAUCUUCGCUGUACCAUAUUCUGAUUUUCCUGCCUCCUUCGAAAUACUGCGGCGCGCAGAAGUCACUAAAGACCAGGUAAGGAGAUGUACUGUUGUAUCCGGGCAUUCGAUACAAACCAUGCCAGGUCAAUUGAGUUACGAAGGGGGAAGGAUAGAUGAUCCUAUUUUCAACAUCUGUGAUGACGGUCGCGAGAACUUGGGAUUCAUUCACUAACCCCCAGUAGGAGUUUGUGAGUCCCUUCCGGUUGGACAUAUAACCUUUGGUGUGCACGAGUUUCACGGCACCAACAAAAGAGCUUGGACCUUUAUACACCAAUUCAUGAUAGCUGUUGUCCUUGGCACCCACUGCAGCCUGGCCAACGUGAAGCCAGUCGCCUAUAAUAGACAGGCUCGGUUUAGA
Paramuricea clavata is the source of this 8602-nucleotide messenger RNA. NCBI's taxonomy places the organism in Eukaryota, Metazoa, Cnidaria, Anthozoa, Malacalcyonacea, Plexauridae. The record is from the annotation of a GenBank genome assembly.